UAUGACCCUUUAUUCUCUUUAUCUGCAGAUCGUGACCAUGCCAGAGUACCUGAAGAAACGCUUUGGUGGGCAGCGGAUCCGUAUCUACCUCUCCGUGCUCUCCUUGUUUCUCUAUGUAUUCACCAAAAUCUCUGCGGACAUGUUUGCAGGAGCCAUUUUCAUCAACCAGGCUCUGGGACUAAACAUUUACCUGGCCGUAAUUAUUCUGCUGCUCAUUACAGCUCUUUAUACAGUAACAGGUGGUCUAGCUGCAGUCAUCUACACCGACACACUGCAGACCAUCAGCAUGGUUGUCGGAUCAUUCAUUCUUAUGGGCUUUGCGUUCAAUGAGGUGGGAGGCUAUGAGAACUUCAAAGACCGAUACAUGACUGCGAUCCCGUCAGUGGUGGGUGUGAACAUCAGUGAAGAGUGCUACACUCCUCGUGCAGACUCCUUCCACAUCUUCAGAGACCACAUCACUGGCGAUCUGCCCUGGCCUGGACUGAUCUUUGGUCUUACUAUCCAGGCUGGCUGGUACUGGUGCACUGACCAGGUGAUUGUGCAGCGCUGUCUGUCUGCCAAGAGCCUGUCUCAUGUGAAAGCGGGCUGCAUCCUGUGUGGUUACCUCAAACUUCUGCCCAUGUUCCUCAUGGUUUUCCCUGGCAUGAUCAGCAGAGUUCUUUAUCCAGAUGAGAUCGCAUGUGUGGAUCCAAAAGAGUGUGACUACUACUGUGGAGCCAGUGUGGGCUGCAGUAAUAUUGCUUAUCCGAAACUAGUGGUGGAUCUGAUGCCAAACGGUCUCAGAGGCUUGAUGUUGUCCGUCAUGCUGGCCUCUCUGAUGAGUUCACUCACUUCCAUCUUUAACAGUGCUAGCACACUCUUCACUAUGGACAUUUACACCAAGAUUCGCUCCAAUGCCAAGGAAAAGGAACUCAUGAUUGCCGGGAGGGUGUUCAUGCUGUUUCUGAUCGGCGUGAGUAUCGCGUGGAUCCCCAUCGUUCAGUCAGCUCAGAGCGGGCAGCUCUUCGACUACAUUCAGUCCAUCACCAGUUAUCUGGCUCCGCCCAUCGCUGCUGUCUUCACCCUCGCCAUUUUCUGCAAGCGAGUCAAUGAACCAGGUGCUUUCUACGGGUUGUGUAUUGGUCUGUUGGUGGGUCUGGCACGUAUGAUAACUGAGUUUGCCUACGGCACGGGCAGCUGCGUGAGUCCCAGUAACUGUCCUACGAUCAUCUGUGGUGUGCACUACCUCUAUUUCGCCCUCAUCCUCUACAGCCUGUCCUGUAUAUUGAUACUGUGCAUCUCCCUCAUGACUAAACCCAUUGACGACAAACAUCUGUACAGGCUCUGCUGGAGUUUGAGGAACAGCACUGAGGAGAGGAUUGAUCUGGAAAAAGAUGACUGGACUGAAAAUCAGGAUUCAGAUUCUGUGCAAACAGAAGAGGUGCGCAAGGAUCCAAGCUGUUGGAAGAAGGCCUAUAACUGGUUCUGCGGUUUUGAUCAAGGCGAUGCACCUAAACUGACUAAAGAACAGGAGGCAGAGUUGAAUUUGAAGCUCACAGACACCACUGAGAAACCGCUAUGGAGAAACGUGGUCAACGCUAAUGCUAUUAUCCUCCUCACCGUCUGUGUCUUCUUCCAUGGUUUCUUUGGCUAAAAAUCAUCAGUAUCAACUAACUCUGUUAAGGAUAUUAGAGCUGUAUUCUGCUGACAGAAAUUGCAUCUUAUCAGUAACAAACUAAACAUAAUUAAUCUGAUUGUAAGAAGUUACGAAAGUUCCUCUUGAAACACUUCACACUUCCUUAUAAUAUCUUCCACAAAAACGUCCUUACUGCUGCCUACUGUUUUUGAUUUGAUGGCAGGAAGUAGGAA
Molecule: messenger RNA, 1848 nt
Organism: Cyprinus carpio (common carp)
Lineage: Eukaryota; Metazoa; Chordata; Actinopteri; Cypriniformes; Cyprinidae
Gene: slc5a1
Product: solute carrier family 5 member 1
Biological process (GO): transmembrane transport; sodium ion transport
Cellular component (GO): plasma membrane
Molecular function (GO): D-glucose:sodium symporter activity
Source: RefSeq, a predicted model, not a curated record